This is a messenger RNA of Mesocricetus auratus (golden hamster), 894 nucleotides long. It is a transcript of the gene Lyzl6, whose product is annotated as lysozyme like 6. The coding region runs from base 198 to 644 and encodes 148 amino acids. Gene Ontology annotation, cellular component: sperm flagellum; acrosomal vesicle. Gene Ontology annotation, biological process: fusion of sperm to egg plasma membrane involved in single fertilization. NCBI's taxonomy places the organism in Eukaryota, Metazoa, Chordata, Mammalia, Rodentia, Cricetidae. The transcript is spliced from 5 exons. The record is from RefSeq and is a predicted model, not a curated record. Gene Ontology annotation, molecular function: lysozyme activity.
AGGCUGGGGUGACCAAGAACACGUGCCUUCUUGAGAAGAAGGAGAACUAUUAGCCAGAUGGGGCUGGAGAGUGCUUGGUGAGGAAGAGGAGGCUCUUGCCACAAACCAGCUUGUCCUAUAGAUCCUCCCAGAAGGCCCUGGGCCAGAGAGAUUCCCCAGGCUCUCAGAGACUGGCAGCCUCCUUGUUCCUUUUGGUGAUGAUGAGGGUGCUGUUUAUCUGCAUGGCAAGUUGCCUCCUGGUGGUGAAUGGUGGAAACACCAUCAAUCGCUGUGCCUUGGCCAAGAUACUGCACGAGGAGGACUUGGAUGGGUUUGAGGGCUACUCCCUGCCGGACUGGCUGUGCCUGGCUUUUGUGGAAAGCAACUUCAACAUCUCAAAGGUGAAUGAGAAUGUAGAUGGCAGCUUCGACUAUGGGAUCUUCCAGAUCAACAGCCAUUACUGGUGCAACGACUAUCAGAGUCACUCGGAGAACUUCUGCCACACAGACUGUCAAGAACUACUGAAUCCCAACCUCCUUUCAUCCAUCCACUGUGCGAAAAAGAUUGUGUCUGGAUCAGGAGGGAUGAAGAACUGGGUAGAAUGGAGGUUGCACUGUUCAGGACGGCCACUCUCCUAUUGGAUGACAGGAUGCCAUCUGGAAUGAACCAGAGUGCAAACCCACUGGAGAGUCACUCCAGGACCCCUGUUCUACUUGGAGAUUCUUCACUAUUUCAUCUCCUUGCCUUCACCUCAUAUUUUUUCUCUUCCCACUAACAAGUAAAACUGGCCAGAGUCCCGGUGGAAAAAUGUCUUACCAAGGUUCCCUGCUUGUGUUCAUCCAGGCACAGUUCCUUUGUUCCUAUCAUUUGCAAACCAAGAAGAUGUCAAAUAAAUACAAUUAUUUUCUAAAUGAA